GUGCUCUCUAGGUCUUUGUUGGAAACCCCUCCAGCCUGGAGGAGCCAGGUGCAGGGCAGGCGGAAUAAUAACACAAUUGAGAUCUUUACAGUGGGGGCAUCUAAUUACCCACAGUUUAUUACUUUUUGAAAGUGUCUGAAGGUGUCAUAUCAUCUCCCUAGACCUCAGAUUCCAGCUCCCUAAACAGAUUGCGAGGGGUCAGGGUGGCAGCAUCUGUGGUUGAUCCACGUUUGACUCACGUUGGUAAACUGUCCGCACAAUUAAGGCUGAGGGAUAAUCCCCCGACACACACAGACAUACACACGCAUAAUAGCGUGUUGCCUAUGUAUUCACUUGAUUACAAAAGUUCUUCACUUUGAGGAAGAACGAUCUUUAUUAUAUAGGGUAUAUCGUAUAUAUAUUUAUAAGUGACUAAUGUCUCUCACUUUAGGAUCUUUUAAAAAUAAUCGUGUAUGCGAAUUUGAGUUGAGGGAUGUGGCAGAUCUGAUCCUUCGGUGUUUUCUCAGGGUGGAGACGCUCGGAGAGGACAAUGGAGAAGGGUGGGCGCGGUGAGGAGGGAGCUGGGCGCCCCAGACCCCAGUCCCAGGAAAGGCGCCAGGUUCGGCAGCUCCAGCCAGCCUCCACUUCCCUCCAGCGGCGGGAGAGGCGCUGCCCCGAGCCGAGAGCUAGUGGGGCGCCGGGCGGGCUCAAAGUCGGGGCUCCGCACCCCGGGAGGGGCGCUAGGACCCAGGACCCGCCGGCCUCGGGACGUGCCUGGGGAGUGAAGGCGCACAGAGGCUCCGGCUCGCGGCCACAGUCCCUCGGAACGGCCAGACCCUUCCCGCGGGCGCGAGGCUCGGCGCGGGCGCGGAGCCCUGGGCCCUCGGCGGGGCUGCGGGCACGGGCGCCGCCGCCGCCGGCAUGGACCAGCCGCGCUGCCCGCCCGGCGCGCGCCAGCAGGUUUCUUCUGCAGAGGUACGGAUUGGGCCCAUGAGACUGACGCAAGAUCCUAUUCAGGUUUUGCUGAUCUUUGCGAAGGAGGAUAGUCAGAGUGACGGCUUCUGGUGGGCCUGUGACAGAGCUGGUUAUCGGUGCAACAUCGCUCGGACCCCGGAGUCAGCCCUUGAGUGUUUUCUGGAUAAACAUCAUGAGAUUAUUGUCAUCGAUCAUAGACAAACUCGAAACUUUGAUGCAGAAGCGGUGUGCAGGUCGAUCCGGGCCACCAACCCCUCCGAGCACACGGUGAUCCUUGCGGUGGUUUCACAAGCAUCGGGCGACCAUGAAGAGACCUCAGUCCUCCCUCUUCUGCGUGCAGGCUUCAACAGGAGAUUUAUGGAGAAUAGCAGCAUAAUUGCUUGCUAUAACGAACUGAUUCAAAUAGAACAUGGGGAAGUUCGCUCACAGUUCAAAUUACGGGCCUGUAAUUCGGUGUUUACAGCAUUAGACCACUGUCAUGAAGCCAUCGAAAUAACAAGUGAUGACCAUGUGAUUCAGUAUGUCAACCCAGCCUUCGAAAGGAUGAUGGGCUACCACAAAGGGGAGCUCCUCGGGAAAGAGCUCGCCGAGCUGCCCAAAAGCGACAAGAACCGGGCCGACCUUCUCGACACCAUCAAUACGUGCAUCAAGAAGGGCAAGGAGUGGCAGGGGGUUUACUAUGCCAGACGGAAAUCCGGGGACAGCAUCCAACAGCACGUGAAGAUCACCCCAGUGAUUGGCCAAGGAGGGAAAAUUAGGCAUUUUGUCUCCCUCAAGAAACUGUGUUGCACCACCGACAAUAACAAGCAGAUUCACAAGAUUCAUCGGGAUUCAGGAGACAAUUCUCAGACAGAGUCCCACUCAUUCAGAUACAAGAACAGGAGGAAAGAGUCCAUUGACGUGAAGUCGAUAUCGUCUCGAGGCAGUGAUGCACCAAGCCUACAGAAUCGUCGCUAUCCAUCCAUGGCAAGGAUCCAUUCCAUGACCAUCGAGGCUCCCAUCACAAAGGUUAUAAAUAUAAUUAAUGCAGCCCAAGAAAACAGCCCUGUCACAGUAGCAGAAGCCUUGGACAGAGUUUUAGAAAUUUUACGGACCACAGAACUGUACUCCCCUCAGCUGGGUACCAAAGAUGAAGACCCUCACACCAGUGAUCUCGUUGGAGGCCUGAUGACUGACGGCUUGAGAAGGCUGUCAGGAAACGAGUAUGUGUUCACUAAGAACGUGCACCAGAGUCACAGCCACCUGGCGAUGCCAAUAACCAUCAACGAUGUCCCCCCUUCUAUCGCUCAAUUACUCGAUAAUGAGGAAAGCUGGGAGUUCAACAUCUUUGAACUGGAAGCUGUUACACAUAAAAGGCCAUUGGUUUACCUGGGCUUAAAGGUCUUUUCCCGGUUUGGGGUAUGUGAAGUUUUACACUGUUCUGAAACGACGCUUCGGGCCUGGCUCCAAGUGAUCGAAGCCAACUACCACUCCUCCAAUGCCUACCACAACUCCACGCACGCCGCCGACGUCCUGCACGCCACGGCCUUCUUCCUUGGGAAGGAAAGAGUGAAGGGAAGCCUCGAUCAGCUGGAUGAGGUGGCAGCACUGAUUGCGGCCACAGUCCAUGACGUGGACCACCCGGGAAGGACCAACUCUUUCCUGUGUAACGCAGGCAGUGAACUUGCUGUACUCUAUAAUGACACCGCCGUCUUGGAGAGUCACCACACAGCCCUGGCCUUCCAGCUCACGGUCAAGGACAGCAAAUGCAACAUUUUCAAGAAUAUUGACAGGAACCAUUAUCGAACACUGCGCCAGGCUAUUAUUGACAUGGUUUUAGCAACGGAAAUGACAAAACACUUUGAACAUGUGAACAAGUUUGUGAACAGCAUCAACAAGCCACUGGCAGCCGAGAUUGAGGGCAGCGACUGUGAAUGCAACCCUACUGGGAAGAACUUCCCUGAGAACCAAAUCCUGAUCAAGCGCAUGAUGAUUAAGUGCGCCGACGUGGCCAACCCCUGCCGCCCCCUGGAUCUGUGCAUCGAAUGGGCCGGGAGGAUCUCGGAGGAGUAUUUCGCACAGACGGACGAAGAGAAGAGACAGGGGCUGCCCGUGGUGAUGCCAGUGUUUGACCGGAACACCUGCAGCAUCCCGAAGUCCCAGAUCUCCUUCAUUGACUACUUCAUAACAGACAUGUUUGAUGCUUGGGAUGCCUUUGCACACCUGCCAGCCCUCAUGCAGCACUUGGCCGACAACUACAAACACUGGAAGACGCUGGAUGACCUCAAGUGCAAAAGCCUGAGGCUUCCAUCUGACAGCUAAAGCCAAGACAGACGAGGGGCCUCCUGAUCUGCAGAGGGCACCGAGAAGCGCAGCAGCGUGCGCAAGAGGCUUGCUUUUAUCAUGAAAACGACAGGCGGAGGUUAAGGAGCGAAUGUUUAAUACUGGACUCUCAAUCACUCAAGUCCCCAAAUUUCAUUUUUAGAAAGUUCUGUUCUGUGAAGAAGAAUAUACAUUCUUUGGAACAAUCACUUAGUGACAGAACAAACACAUGGCACAAUGCUUUGCCCUGCUGUCAUCCUGUGUGCCCUUGUCAAACCAUGGAGCGACCAAGACUUGGUGCCGGGGAGCCCAUCUCUCUGGAUGAUGACCAAGUAGCUUAGCUGGUGUUCAGCUCAUCUCUUACCAUAAAAAUCACCAUCACUGUUUAACUUGACUGUCUUCCUCAAGAGUAUCGGUCUGAAGGAUUCCCAAGAAUAUCUAAGAAAAAAAACUAUACAAAAUGAGCAAAACAACCGGGACCAAAUUACCGAUAAAUUAGUUAGCAUCACAGCCUCAGUGGCUAGGUGGUUCUUCUGACGGAUGGUGUGACAGCCAAGCUCAAACACAGCCUUGGUCUGGUGAGUGCUUUGUCUGCAUUGGUAGCAGCCUGUAGCCCUCUUUCCUGUAAAAGGGAUUCGUCUUAACAGAAAGCCAUCCAUGAUGGGGAAGGGAGGGGCAUUUUGUUUUGGGGGAGUCCACGAGUUUCCCUUAUUUCUGGUUUACAGAGGCAGUCACAAGGCACUAUAGUGAGUAUUAUAUAAAAGCCAUCAAAUCUGAAUGCCCUUGGACAAGCUUUUUUUAAAAAGAUAAAAUUUAUACACAUUUGCUGUUUAAAAUUUUUAUUAAAGCAAUCUAAACUUUC
Molecule: messenger RNA, 4117 nt
Organism: Equus quagga
Lineage: Eukaryota; Metazoa; Chordata; Mammalia; Perissodactyla; Equidae
Gene: PDE8B
Product: phosphodiesterase 8B
Exons: 22
Coding region: 901-3255 (784 amino acids)
Biological process (GO): signal transduction
Molecular function (GO): 3',5'-cyclic-AMP phosphodiesterase activity
Source: RefSeq, a predicted model, not a curated record